Molecule: messenger RNA, 2307 nt
Organism: Paramisgurnus dabryanus
Lineage: Eukaryota; Metazoa; Chordata; Actinopteri; Cypriniformes; Cobitidae
Gene: pdk3b
Product: pyruvate dehydrogenase kinase, isozyme 3b
Biological process (GO): regulation of glucose metabolic process; protein phosphorylation
Cellular component (GO): mitochondrion
Molecular function (GO): pyruvate dehydrogenase (acetyl-transferring) kinase activity
Source: RefSeq, a predicted model, not a curated record
AUUCUCUAAAAUUGUGUGACCUCAUCGCGUCAGAGGUGGGCGUCAGACGCAAGCGUUAUGAAAGCGCGAUGAGACUUACUUUAUAACAAUGAAACUCAUCAACUUUUUAUUGAAAGAUGUCACGCACAAAAUUGAUUUUUAUUCAAGAUUCUCGCCCUCGCCGAUGUCAAUCAAACAGUUUCUGGAUUUUGGCAGGGAAAAUGCAUGUGAAAAAACCUCCUACAUGUUCCUGCGUAAAGAACUGGCGGUGAGGCUGGCCAAUACCAUGAGGGAAGUGACCCUGUUGCCGGCCAAUAUUCUCAGCCAGCCGUCCGUCAAACUGGUCCAGUCCUGGUAUAGCCAAAGCUUUCAAGAGCUGUUAAAGUAUGAGAAAAGAAGUCCAGAGGAUCCACAUACUCUGAAUGACUUCCUAGACAUCCUGAUUAAGAUUCGUAACAGGCACAAUGAUGUGGUGCCCACUAUGGCUCAAGGUGUCAUCGAAUACAAAGAGAAGUUUGGUUUUGACCCUUUUGUCAGCAGCAAUGUGCAAUACUUCCUGGACCGCUUCUACACCAGCCGUAUUUCUUAUCGCAUGCUCAUCAACCAGCACACUCUCCUGUUUGGUGAUGCCGCUUGUCUCGCACAACCAAAACACAUCGGAAGCAUCGACCCAACGUGCAACGUGGCCGAGGUGGUGAAAGAUGCAUAUGAGACUGCAAAGAUGCUCUGUGAGCAGUACUACAUGAUGGCACCCAAGCUGGAGAUUACCGAAAUCAAUUCCAAAACUCCACAGAAGCCUAUACAGGUCGUCUAUGUGCCCUCUCAUCUUUUCCACAUGCUGUUUGAGCUGUUCAAGAACUCUAUGCGGGCCACAGUGGAGCUGUAUGGAGACAGCAAUGAAGGGCUUCCUCCUGUGAACGCACUGGUUACACUGGGAAAAGAGGAUCUUUCAAUAAAGAUUAGUGACCACGGUGGGGGCGUCCCCUUACGAAAGAUCGAUCGUCUCUUUAAUUACAUGUAUUCCACCGCACCGACACCACGGCUGGAUCCCACACAAACUGCUGUGCCGCUGGCUGGUUUUGGCUACGGUUUGCCAAUCUCUAGACUCUAUGCUCGAUACUUUCAGGGAGACUUGAAACUGUACUCGAUUGAAGGGGUCGGGACAGAUGCAGUCAUUUAUCUUAAGGCUGUGUCCAGUGAAUCUUUCGAGCGUCUUCCAGUCUUCAAUAUGUCAACAUGGCGACAUUACCAGACAGGUCCUGAGGCUGAUGACUGGAGCAACCCGAGCAGUGAUCCACGAGAUGCAUCCACAUAUAAAGCCAACAGAUGACUUUAUUCUACCAAUAUAUUAUUCAUUCAAAUUUUGCUAUAAACUCUAAUGGUAACAUUUUAAAAAAAUGUUGUUUUUGUUAACAUAAGUAAAUGCAUUAGCUAACAAUGAGCAAUAUUGUUCUUCAGAAUUUAUUACUCUAUAUUUGUUAAUGUAAGUUAAUGCCAAUACAAUUGUUCACGUUAGUUCAUUGUGCAUUAGUAAAUGCUUAACAUGAACUGAGAUUAAUACUAGUAUUAAAAUAGAUAAUAUUAGUAUUAGUAUUGUUAAUUGUUAGUUCAUGUUAGCUAAUGCAUUAACUAAUGUUAACAAAUAUAACCUCAUUGUAAAGUGUUACCACUAUUGUCAUUGCAUUUUUAAGCAAUUUGUUAGAUUAGUGUUUGAUAGGCUUAUAAAUUAAAUAAAGUCAAUAAAGCCACAGGGAUGUGUGAUGAAUAGUCUUACAGGGAAUAUAAAUAGGUUGAUGGGCAGUUUUCUUUUUUUGUGUACUUUCUGUUGAAACAGGAUAUUUGGAUGGGCCAACAGGCUUUAGUUUCUCUUCAUAUAUCAAAAGGUAAAAAGCCUUUAUUUAAAUAUGGCUAUAACAUUAAAAACAUAUACUGUUAUACUGCCCUGUUAUAUGUUUUUAAUGUUAAAGCCAUAUUUAAAUAAAGGCUUUUUACCUUUUGAUAUAUGAAGAGUGCCUUGGAUUCCCCUUUUUUUCACGUUUUGUAUACCCUACACCAAAGAGCACCUAACUAAUUUUUCCCAAACAAAAAAAAAAUUUUUUCAGCUAUUUUUGAGCACUUUGGAUUUUUUCUGAUUUCAGGCUUUAGUUUCUAUUUAAAGUAAAACUCAAAAUGUACCUAUUAGAGUGUGAGUUUUACUGUUAUGUCUAUUUAAGAAGUCUUUUACAUUGUUUUAUUAUAUGCUUGUUUUAUUAGAUGUGUACAGCACUGUGGUCAAUGCUUGUUGUUUUAUUGUGCUAUAUAAAUAAACUAAACAAAACUUUUGCUACA